This is a messenger RNA of Ascoidea rubescens DSM 1968, 1053 nucleotides long. Its product is annotated as FAD-dependent oxidoreductase. The record is from RefSeq and is a predicted model, not a curated record. Bases 1 to 1053 code for a protein of 350 amino acids. Lineage: Eukaryota; Fungi; Ascomycota; Saccharomycetes; Ascoideales; Ascoideaceae. The transcript is spliced from 2 exons. Gene Ontology annotation, molecular function: D-amino-acid oxidase activity; FAD binding.
AUGAGUAAAAUUGUUGUCAUUGGUGCUGGUGUUGCAGGUUUAACGACAGCUUAUUUGCUAGCUCAAAAGGGUCAUGAUGUUACCAUUGUAGCUAGGAAUAUUCCUGGCGAUUUGGAUCCCCAUUAUACUUCUCCUUGGGCAGGAGCAAAUUGGUCUUCAUUUGCUCAAAAAGACGAGAUUGUGCUACAAAAUUUUGAUAAGCCUGCUUAUCAUGAAUUUUUGAGGUUGGCUAAAAAUGAACCUUUAGCAGGCAUUAGAACAAUCUAUUCGUAUCAUUACAUUAAAAAGGAAAAUGCCAAAGAUUAUGAAUCUCGCUGGUUUAAAGAUUUUGUUGAAGGAUAUGAGGUUUUCACUGAUCCAAAAUUACUACCAGAUGAUUGCUCAAUUGGGUACAAAUUCAAAACUGUUACAAUUUCCACUUCACUUUACCUAUUUUAUUUACUUAAAAGAUGUGUGGAUUUAAAUGCUGUUUACCGAAGAAAAAAGUUGGAUCAUAUCAACCAAGCAUUUGACCUACACAGCUCGGGAUCUAAGGCUGAUUAUGUUUUUAACUGUACUGGCUUAUUAGCAAAAACUUUAGGAGGUGUUAAUGAUGAAAGCAUUUAUCCUGUUCGAGGCCAAGUUUUAUUGGUAAAUAACACAGGAACAAAACAGGUGGUUGCUUCUCUAUUUCCAGAAUACUCCAAUGAAUCUUUAUAUACAAUGCCUCGAAAAGAAGGUGGAACUAUUCUUGGUGGUUGUUUUAUUAAAGAUGUUUGGGAUACUACACCUGACAACGCAUUGACUCAGAGAAUCAUUGAAAGAGCUAAAAAAUACCAGCCCGAAUUGAUUGAUCCAAACGUCAACAACAAUCCUACUGAUAUUGAAAUUAUAAGAGUUAAUGUUGGCUUGAGACCUUUUAGAAAAAAUGGUCCUAGAGUUGAAAUUGAUUCAGUCAAUCCAAAGAUUAUUCACAAUUAUGGUGCUGGUGGUGCUGGAUACCAAAGUUCCUACGGUAUGGCGGGUGCAGCAAUUGAACUAUUGGAAGCUUCUAUUCCAAAAUCCAAAUUAUAG